CACGUGUACCAAACCACAUCAUUUUUUGAUAAGCUCUUCUCCCCUUUGUGAAUGAACCAUUGAAGCGCGAAAGCGUAAAGAGACAAAUCGAAGAGCGACCGAUGCAUUGAGCCCAGGAACUCUGGCGAGAGGAGCGGUGCCAGUCAAGAAGAAGAAGAACAGAAGUAGAACUAGACGAGAUAUCAGGUUGUUCGAUAAGGAAAUCUGUAGAGAUACACUCUUGUGAGGUACAGCGCGGGAGUUUCACUCGACAAAAAAGCUACCCUACCAAUAGUUCAACAACUACCAAGAUGAUGGUUCCAGUUUCCACUCCAUGGAACGCAGUCUUCUGCGUCUGUUUUAUAUUAGGACUGUUUGCAAGUCAGCCAAUGAGAGUCAGUGCCCGAUUGGGAACGGCGACUUCGGCUAGAAUGGACCAAGGAGAACAACAGCACCACCACCAACCACGGCAACAGCAACAGCCGCCACCAGCAGGGCGUGCCAACCACCCACUGCCAAAGCUCACUGGCUAUGGUGCAGAUCCACAUCCAAUGUACCUUCCUCUUCCGCUCUGUGCCGGGGACUGUGACACUGACGAUCAGUGCGCGGAAGGACUGAUUUGUUAUCAGCGAAGAUCAGGAGACCCGGUGCCUGGCUGUCAGACCAAUGGAGUUGUCGAGAGCCAAACGGACUUUUGCAUCCCACCGGACGCUGCAUGGGUAGACGAUCUUUGGGUAGACCAAGAGGAAACCGUCACUUUGGCACCCACAAUCAGCCCGCACUAUUAUGUGACCAACACGGAGGCACCCACAUUUGCAGGAGAACACGUCAUGAUUCCCGUUAUAGAUGAUGACGGCAUUUGGAAUGCUACGACUUCCAAGAAUGACACUACUAGUAGUACGACGGCAUCCCCGACACCGUCUACUAUUGAAAAUGCCCGGUUUUUCUUCGACGAUUGGAAUUUCGACGAUGCCCCCACAGCGUCGCCCACAUUUGACUUUCGAGGUCCUCCUCUUACCGAUGCACCCACAGCGGAAGCCUGGUCCUUUUUACUAAACUAUCAUUCCGAUCCAGUCCCCUUGAUCUUUGUGGGAAAUGACGGAGACUACGAAACGUAUCCGCUGGGACCUUGUAUGGCCGAUUGUGAUCAGGAUGAAGAUUGCUAUGGCAAUCUGGUUUGUUUUCAACGCGACGGAGGAGAACCGGUACCUGGUUGUCUGGGAACAGACCGAGGAAGGAGCGACUAUUGUGUCUUUCCUCAUCACCUGGAACGAGAGUAUCCCGAACUGGCAGCGCUGGAUCACGAGCCUUUUCAGAAUGGAUUUCAACUCAAACUGUACUGGGAAGAAGGGUACAAGUGGCAAAAUGAAACCUUUGAACGACACUGGUGCAUUACACGCAACUACACGGGGUCCCCCAUUACGGGAGAAUGUUGGUUCGGAGAUCAUUCCAACGAGUGCAAUUUCGACGAACUGUACAUUGACAAAUGCAGUCCACCGGACGACCCCAAUCCGACUCAAUUGUUUGAUUUCGUCCCCGUUUCGGACGACGAAGUAUUGAUCCAAGCGUACAAUGAAGAUCGUUGCGUGCAUCGGUUCCAACGGAACAUUACCAUGGAAACGUGUGAUGCCAGCAAUCACCGCCAACGAUGGUUUGCCGUCCGGGGUGGUUUCAACGAGCCAAAGUUUGAACUCAGUCAGAAACGCAUAUUCCAAUACUGUCUCAAUCAGGACCAUCAUCCCAAACCUGGGGAGGUCAUUGCCAUGUUCCAUUGUGAAAUGAUACGGGGUCCAGAGCAUGAAACGUCGUGGUGGGAGCUUUUGGAUAACACCCGGAAGAGACAUCAUCUACCAGUGCCGGUUAGUAGGGGAUGAUGAAUGAGGAGGAAUAUAUAUACAUGUAGGAAUGGGAACAAGGGAAGUUUUGGCCAACAAUGAUCAAGGACAGUGGGCUUUGAAGUCAACUUUAUUAUGAAAUCAAUCGAUUUACAGGUCUGUCUCUAUCCCGCUAUGAUUCUCAGAGACAACCGUACAGUACAAGGAACUGCCUGUGAUGGGAAUUGGACUACUUGAAUAUGGAAUGAAUUUAACCUAAUGUUUAUACCAGUGUGGUACGCUGUAGUGUCAGAGAUAAUAUGUAAAAGAAGAGUUACUAUU
This is a messenger RNA of Seminavis robusta, 2135 nucleotides long. The record is from the annotation of a GenBank genome assembly. Lineage: Eukaryota; Bacillariophyta; Bacillariophyceae; Naviculales; Naviculaceae.